GCCCGCAUGUGCCGAGGCAAGUGUAAUAGAUUAGGGCCUCGGAGGUCGUCUCGCGCGCCCGGCUGCGUUCUGGUUUGCAAUCAUCACCAGCUCGUCCUCUGCCCGACCGUCCAGCAUUCGUCUGUCUGCGCGCGCUCAAACCAACCUGCCGUCGCUCAGCCAGCUCAGACAGCUCAGUCUCGCGUGUCUUUGGCAUGGACCCAGCCGAGAAGAGCUGUGACGACGACCCCGGCCCGUCGCAAGCGGCUACCCAGCCCUCGCAUCGACGCACGAGGUCUGGUUGCUACACCUGCCGCAAGCGUCGCGUGAAGUGCGACGAACUGCGGCCUCACUGCAAGCGCUGUCAAAAAGGCAACCGCGAAUGCGUCUUCCCUCCAGAGCGGCUGACCAUGUCCAAGAAGCAGCGGGCCAUUCAAGAGCGCAAACUGCGACGCGCUGCUGCUGCUGCCGCCGCUGCUGCUGCGAAUGCGAAUGCAAAUAGCACUGGUCUGAAUGGUUCUGCUGCUGCUUUUGCACCUACUCCCGGUUUUGGAGGCAACGCGCUGCUCGAGGUGACCACUACGAAUCCUGAUCCGCUCACACUACCCUCGAGCGCGACUACUAUCCCAGCUUCAAAUCUCCACCAAAACACAUCGACCACAGUCUCCUCGAUAUCACCAUCACUCUCUUCCAACUUCGUAUCCUCCUCCUCCUCGACCGACGCCCCCGCCUCCUUCUCGUCCUCCUCAACCUCUCCCGCCUCCGCGACAAAACUCUCAAUCACGCCCUCGGCCAUCCCCCUCAGCCUAGUGACCCCCCAACCCAACCCCUCACAGGCCUGCACAGUCUCUCCCGAAAUCGCGCGCCUGUUCAAAUACCAUGCCGAGCACAUCACGCCCUACCACUACUUCCUCUCGCUCGACCCGUUUGACUUUUUCCCCUACAUCAUCGACGCCGCACCGACAUGUGAACCGCUCAUGUACGCGCUCGCCUCGUUCACGUCCUACCACUACGCCCUCCGGCAUGGCGAGCGCUAUCUGGUUGACAUGUUUGAGUACUACGAAAAGUGCGUGCACAGUCUGCACGACGCGCUCGCGCAGCCAAACAUCCUCGUCAUGACCGCCAUCCUCACGCUGUCCUGCAUCGAGAUGUAUCUCGGCGACGUCUCGAACGAGGUCCAGCACCAGGACGUCGUCUUCCAUCUGGUAGAGACAAACUACACACCCGAAAACUUCUUUGUCGACCAGUACCACAUGUACAUUUUCGUCUGGCUGCGCACGAUCGACGUCCGACGCGCGAUGCUGUCAGGCCACUACCUGGUCUUCAACACAAAGUGGAACAACACCCACCGCACUCUGCUCGCGCAGCUGUCUGCCAUCUGCGGCACAAACGAAGAGGUCUCGAUGCAACUUUUGAUUUUCAAGUACAUCGUCGACAUGGGCGCCAUCUUCUCCGAAGUAUGCAAGUUCGGCGCCGACGUGCGCGAGGAAAAACUCGCGGGCCACAGCGCCGUGCGCAGGAUCGAGGUCCUGCGCGUGCGGAGCAUGACCUGGAUCGAGUCCUUUGACCGCGCUCUGUUUGAAACCGACGAGAUUCCCGAGAACCACGGUCUCUCGCAAGAAGAUCACGAGCUGAUUCCGCCGAUAAUCUACAAGCGGCGCGAGAUUGGGUUUAUCAUGGUGAUUUACUACGCCUGGAAGCUCUACUUUUCGUCCUACGCGGCGCUUUCCACAACUGGCACGAUCGAGGAUCCGCAGGAGACGACGGAGAUUGCGGUGAUGAUUGCGCGGAUAGUCAACGGCUUCCGCGCGCUGAACCGGACGCAUCCCGGCGCACUGUUUGUGCUGCACAACUACCUGUGCACGGCGGCCUUGUUCCUGCCACCUAAACUGCACGUGUGGGUGCGGCGGACACUGGCGCACAUCCAGGCGAUGGGGUACAACUUCCCGGAGCAAGUGCGGUGGCAGAUGGCGUCGGUGUGGAAGGACGACGAUCUGUACAAGGGGUGGCUGGAAGGUCUGGAGCCGACGGACGAUCCGGCGGACGGCGUGGUGAUUCCGUGGAAGCGGCUGCUGCAGGUGAAGAUCCCGGAGAUGAACCAGGAGCGGAUGGGGUUCACGACGUCGAUGUCUGAGAUGAGGGGUAUUUUUGGGACAGGGGUGGAUCUGGGUUCGGCGCACAUCGGAGCGUAGAACUUGUACUUUACUAUUUGUUUACUAUGUUGAUAUUUUGAUUUUGUCAUGAUAUUUUUGGGUCUGUAUAUCUGAUUCUGAUUUUUGCGGUUCACGGCGUUCGGCUAGACAGAGCUAUACGAAUAUAAAGGAUAUGUAUAGAGGAGAGUAUAGAAGAGAGUAUAUGAUAUGGAGGAGGAGGAAGAGUUGGCGGAAAUGUGGCCGGGUAACGAGGCCCCUUUGAGCGCGUAGUCGGUGAAGCAGAGACA
Molecule: messenger RNA, 2419 nt
Organism: Myxozyma melibiosi
Lineage: Eukaryota; Fungi; Ascomycota; Lipomycetes; Lipomycetales; Lipomycetaceae
Exons: 3
Coding region: 195-2171 (658 amino acids)
Biological process (GO): regulation of DNA-templated transcription
Molecular function (GO): DNA-binding transcription factor activity, RNA polymerase II-specific; zinc ion binding
Source: RefSeq, a predicted model, not a curated record